CCUCCCCAACCCCCUUCAAGCCGCCACCCCAAGCCUUCUUCAUCGGCCUCCCAAAUUCCCAAUCUCAUUCGACUCGAGGCCAACUUCGCUCACUGCGGUGCCGUUCUCGGUACUGCAACACAACCUUUGCGCACAGUGGCCGCCGCGACCUCUAAUGGCCUCUUAACGGGCCGAGCCGACCCCUCACUCCCUCUCCGUUCGGGAACAGCGCCGCCUGGGACUCGCCGCGAAGAUGCUGAGCGGCGCCGCCAGCCGGGCCAGGCCGAGGCUGGGUAACCUCUUCCUCUCGCCCACGACCACGAUGGCACCGCUAGCACCACUAGCGUCGCCGUCGGUGUCAAACGCGGUCGGCCGCCGGCUGAGGUCCACGUCCUCCCUGCUGGGCUUCUCUGAACUGGCCCGAGAGCGCUCCAAGACGGUGACGUCGUUUUACAACCAGUCGGCCAUCGACGUCUCCGCGGAGAAGGCCUCGGUGCGACUCACUUUAGCCACUUUGCUGUAUGCCGGAAAGUCACCAGACGGACACCACAUCCUGAGCAGUGCCAAGUACCUGCACAAGGAGCUCCCAGUGCGCAUCGCCCACCGCAUCAAGGGCUUUCGCAGCCUGCCCUUCAUCGUGGGCUGCAAUCCCACCAUCCUGCAAGUGCACGAGCUCUACAUUCGAGCAUACCACAUGCUCAGCGACUUCCCCCCUAUUGCCAACCAGGAGGCGGAGGCGGGCUUCUGCAAGCUGGUGCAGCAGUUGCUGGACGACCACAAGGAUGUGGUCACCAUGCUGGCUCAGGGCUUCAGGGAGUGCCGCAAGCACGUGCAAGACGAGACCAUUCUCCGCGCUUUCCUGGACACCACGCUGUGCUCUCGUCUGGGAAUACGAAUGUUAGCCACUCACCAUCUGGCCCUGCACCAAGAUAACCCUGACUUUGUGGGCAUCAUCUGCAGGCGUUUAUCCCCCAAGAAGAUCAUUGAGAAGUGGGUGGACUUUGCCAGGCGUCUGUGCGAGCAUCAGUACGGCAACGCUCCCCUAGUGCGCAUCAACGGCCACGUGGCGGCGCGCUUCCCCUUCAUCCCGCUGCCGCUUGACUACAUCCUGCCCGAGCUGCUCAAGAACGCCAUGAGGGCCACCAUGGAGAGCCACUUGGACACGCCCUACAACAUCCCUGACGUGGUGGUCACCAUCGCCAACAACGACACCGACUUCGUCAUCAGGAUUGCGGACCGCGGUGGCGGCAUCCCGCACAGCAUCAUCAACAAGGUGACAGAUUAUCACUUCAGCACGGCCGAGGAGAGUGCGCAGGACCCUCGCAUGAACAACUUGUUCAACAACAUCACCAACAGCGGCAACCAGUCCGGACCCAUGCACGGUUUCGGUUUCGGGCUUCCGACGUCACGGGCGUACGCUGAAUAUCUCGGAGGCUCGCUGUCCAUCCAGUCCAUGCAGGGCAUCGGCACCGACCUCUACUUGCGUCUGCGCCACAUCGACGGCAAGGGCGAAAGCUUUCGAGUGUAAUCCCUCCCACCGCGCCUUUGCCAUUUCUGCAAAAUUUUCCCCUCUUUAUUGGUAUCCACCUUCCUCAAAUUGGCCGUAGACGGAUUAUAAGCUAUGUUAGCUCUUGAGUUGAGGACUUGACUCUUGCUUCUUGUAGCCGGUUUUUGGAUUAGUUUGUUGAGACAAAAACUGUGCAUGAUGGCCAUGGUGGCAAAAAAAAGUUACUCAUAAUAGACACUCCAGCAAAGAAGAACGUUUAAGGAAGAUGAAGGAUCAAUGGAGCAGCCAUUAAAAAAAGAUUUUUUUUGUCCAAGAUUUUUUUGGGGGUGGCACAACCAUUUGCCUUUUUCAUCGUGCCCAUUUUUGUUGUUUGUUGCUAUUGGCUUUUUGAUGCGUUUGCGUUGCACAACCGCAGAAGUAUUUUUACCUUAUAUUUGUUUCGUUAUAAGCAAACAAGUUUGAAGAAUUUUGUCUUACAAGGA
This is a messenger RNA of Syngnathus typhle (broad-nosed pipefish), 1968 nucleotides long. It is a transcript of the gene bckdk, whose product is annotated as branched chain ketoacid dehydrogenase kinase. The transcript has 11 exons. Bases 233 to 1507 code for a protein of 424 amino acids. NCBI's taxonomy places the organism in Eukaryota, Metazoa, Chordata, Actinopteri, Syngnathiformes, Syngnathidae. The record is from RefSeq and is a predicted model, not a curated record. Gene Ontology annotation, molecular function: pyruvate dehydrogenase (acetyl-transferring) kinase activity. Gene Ontology annotation, cellular component: mitochondrion. Gene Ontology annotation, biological process: regulation of glucose metabolic process; protein phosphorylation.